Penicillium expansum is the source of this 1020-nucleotide messenger RNA. Its product is annotated as aldo/keto reductase family protein. Lineage: Eukaryota; Fungi; Ascomycota; Eurotiomycetes; Eurotiales; Aspergillaceae. The coding region runs from base 1 to 1020 and encodes 339 amino acids. The record is from RefSeq and is a predicted model, not a curated record. The transcript is spliced from 2 exons.
AUGGACGUUCCGAAAACCGCUAUUCCAGUCAUACUUGGCUCCAUGACCCUUGGAAAAACCAACAAGGCACAUGUUCGAAUUGAUACCAUCGGCGGUACCAACGAAAUGCUAGAUGUCUUUCAAAAACAUAAACAUACCGAAAUCGAUACUGCCCGCACCUAUGGAGCAGGGUCAACAGAAGAAUACUUGGCUAAUGCAAAAUGGCAAGAUCGAGGACUCUUGAUUGAUACCAAGCUGUAUCCGACCAAAAGAGGAGACUUAACUUGGAUCACUUCUGAGCAAUGGACCCACGAACCGUGGGAUGUCCGCGCUGGUUUGAUGACGAGUUUGAAAGCACUGCAAGCUGAGAGUGUGGAAAUGUUUUACCUCCAUGCCCCGGACAGAGAAGUUCCGAUCGAAAAGACCUUAGCGGAAGUAGACGCACUCCAUCGGGAGGGAUACUUCCGUCGCUUCGGUAUCUCUAACUUUCAAUCCUGGGAAGUUUCCAAAAUCUGUGAAAUCUGCGAGAGGCACGGAUACAUCAAGCCGAGUGUUUAUCAAGGCAUGUACAAUGCAUUUCAGCGGUCAGUUGAGGCUGAGCUUGUUCCCUGCCUUCGUCACUACAAAAUUGGCCUAUAUGCCUUCCAGCCCUUAGCUGCAGGUUUCCUGACCUCACGAUAUCAAAGAAACCAAAACACGGAAGACUAUGAAGUUGGUUCUCGUUUUGAUCCCAGGGAAAGUCGAAACCUUUUCUAUCAUCGGCGCUAUCUUAAUAGUCGGUACUUCGAUGCUAUUGAGCUUCUGCGUCCCCUUGCGAAGAAGCAUGGUCUCACGGAGGCAGAAUGUGGUCUUCGCUGGAUGGCACAUCACAGUGUGAUGAAAAGAGAGCUGAAAGACGGAGUUAUUAUUGGCGCUUCUAGUUCUUCGCAAUUGGAACAGAAUUUGCUAGACCUGGAGAAGGGCCCGUUGCCUGAUGAAAUUGUGGAGGCACUAGAUGCAGGGUGGAAAGGUAUCGCGGGCACCUACGCAUAUUGGCACUAG